This is a messenger RNA of Abrus precatorius (Indian licorice), 542 nucleotides long. RefSeq lists its product as uncharacterized. NCBI's taxonomy places the organism in Eukaryota, Viridiplantae, Streptophyta, Magnoliopsida, Fabales, Fabaceae. Bases 63 to 365 code for a protein of 100 amino acids. The record is from RefSeq and is a predicted model, not a curated record. The transcript has 3 exons.
AGUGCUCUUCCUUGUCACCCAAUAACUUAGUGGGGUGUAUGAUAUUCAUCAUCUAAUUCAAGAUGCAGAGAAAUUUCCUGAGGCUGCUAUUGCUACUUGAGAUCUUUCUCUGCUUCUCUUACGUUCUUUCUGCUUCUGCUGUUCCUGCUACAAGAACCCAAAAUUUGAAAGGUAAAGAAGAUACACCAGCUCAUCUACCUUCCUCAGCUAAGUUGGAGCAUGUGCUUCAGGUUGGAAAUGGUGAGGAGGUGCUGGUUGACAUGGAGAAAGGAUUCAUAGAGAGGAGAAUCGAUUUAGAAACCCAAGAUUAUGAAGGAACCGGAGCAAAUAAAGAUCAUGAUCCAAAAUCCCCAGGAAGUGAUUAAUCCCUAAACGACAAUGUGCAUUAAAUUGGUUCCACCUAAAGCUGUAAAAGAGGGUUUAAGACUUGCAUACAUGUGGGUUUUUUUGUUUUUGUGUUUUGUUUUUUGUUUUUUUGUCUUCUGUAUAAUUAUCAAAUAUGCAUGGUUCCCUUUAUUUAAUUUAACUUUUUACUUGCUAGU